CGUGUCCUUCUUGGUUCAGCUCCUACUCACCUUUUUCUUUCCUAAUUCCUACACUGAACCAGAGUCUUCUGGAGUGCGACUGAAAGGAAGCGCCAUGGUCGCGGACCUCCUCACUAACCCUUAAGAGAAUCCGCUCUCACUGCACAACAAACAUGUAUUGCUGUUUCGCCCCCUUUUCUGCUCUCCAUUGCUCAAUCUGUAGCCACCUCUCCCACCGAAGAUCCUUAAUCGGAGCCAACCACACCUCCGCUCGCUUCUGCUCUCGCUAACCUCAUCAUCUCUAUCUCUCUCUCUCUCUCUAGUGCCUUCGAUUUUGCGGGUUUUUUAUUUUAUUUUUUGAGAUAGGGUGCAACAUUAGCAGUCAUGGAGCCUGCCACAGGCAAGCCCGGCUCCCUAAGGAGCAUUCUGGUCCGGUUGCUCUUGUUCGGUGUUCUCAUCAUUGUCGUUCGAUUCGCCUACGUUGUUACGAUUACCGGCGAGUCGUGUAAGGUCGUCGACUUUUGCUUCUUCUCCUUGCCGGAGACUUUCAAUGUCAUUAUCUCCGGUGCCGGCCUUGGAGCCUCUGCUAUUGCUGCUAACGGCGCCACACAGACGACCAACGGGUCGGAUCUCUACACCAGCAAGGGUUGGAUAAAGGCCGUCAAUUUCUACUCCUCGGUCUUCCAGGAUCUGAUAUCUGAAGGCUACCUAUCGGAGGACUCGAAGUCCCUGUGCGUACAGACCCCUACCGGACAGGACGUCUACGCUCUGAAACAGGUUGGGGUUGAGGACUCGAUUGGAAUUUUCAAGAAAGCGUCACGGCCUUUGGUAAUUAAGGCCCUUCCUAACCGAGUCCCAUUCGACGACAAUACCUUCGACUUCGUGUUCUCCGGUGGGGGUCGUCUUGACCAGGUGUCUCGGCCGUUGGAGUUGGCGUCCGAGAUCGAACGGACGCUGAAACCCGAAGGGUUUGCGGUGGUCCACAUUGAAGCCAAAGAUUCGUAUAGUUUGAAUUCUUUCCUUGAGUUAUUCAACUCUUGCAAGUUAAUCAAAUCCCACGAUAUAGACGGCCUUGAUUCGUUGAUGCCUUAUAUACGCGAAAUUGUCCUGAAAAAGGAGAUUGAAAUACUUGGCCUUCGAGGGGAUGAGAAACCCAAACCCAAUGACGAUUCGGAGACUAAGUGCUGGGUUCCGGAGCAUAAGCAAGAACUAGUUCAGAACGCGGAGCCGUUGAUCAUGGAAGAGCCGUUGAAGCCGUGGAUCACGUUGAAGAGGAACAUAAGGAAUAUAAAAUAUCUAACGUCAAUGGCUGAUAUUAGCUUUAAGAAUAGGUAUGUGUAUGUGGAUGUUGGGGCUAGAAGUUAUGGGUCUAGCAUUGGAAGUUGGUUCAAGAAGCAAUACCCAAAACAGAAUAAGAUCUUUGAAGUAUAUGCCGUCGAAGCUGAUAAGGCAUUUCACGAAGAAUAUAGCUUGAAGAAAGCGGUUAGGCUGUUGCCUUACGCUGCGUGGGUGAGGAAUGAGACAUUGUUGUUUGAGAUUAAUCGAGACCUGGGCAAGAAUGGCAAUCAUAAUAGUAGAGGAAUGGGAAGGAUUCAACCCUCUGGUGGUGGUGGUAAUAAUGGUGGGGAUGUGAAUAUGAUUCAGGGGUUUGAUUUCGCGAAUUGGUUGAAGAACACGGUGACAGAGAGGGACUUUGUGGUGAUGAAGAUGGACGUCGAAGGGACCGAAUUCGAUUUGAUUCCGAGGUUGUUUGAGACCGGGGCGAUCUGCUUGAUUGAUGAGAUAUUUCUCGAGUGUCAUUACAAUAGGUGGCAGAGAUGUUGCCCUGGUCAGAGGAGUUCCAAAUAUGAGAAAACUUAUGGCCAGUGCUUGGAGCUGUUUACUUCGCUCAGGCAAAGUGGAGUUCUUGUUCAUCAAUGGUGGUAGCCGUUCCAAUAUAUGGCAGGCAAUGCGUGUGAUGCUGCAGAAUCUGACCAGUGAUAAGGAAGCUCAAGAAUGGUGCAACUGAAGUAGUAGUACAGAUGUGGUAUUGAGUUUAAAAAAAGAUAUGUAUAUGGAUGGAGUCACAAGUAACAAGCCACAUGUACAAUAGCUUCUACUCGAGUCCAAAUCUGGACGUCAUCUUACUCUUGGAAUUUACUAUCAUGAUUAGGUAUCUAGGAUUGUUCACCCGACCUGACCUGAAACCAGCAAUUCCGACCCGACCCGCUACAGUGCACUUCCGCUUAGCCGUUUACCCGAUACUCGACCUGAAGCUGAUUUCGGAAUUACCCGGUUAUUCCCAUU
Messenger RNA from Juglans regia (Persian walnut), 2265 nucleotides. RefSeq lists its product as uncharacterized. Gene Ontology annotation, molecular function: S-adenosylmethionine-dependent methyltransferase activity. Lineage: Eukaryota; Viridiplantae; Streptophyta; Magnoliopsida; Fagales; Juglandaceae. The record is from RefSeq and is a predicted model, not a curated record. The transcript is spliced from 2 exons. The coding region runs from base 364 to 1905 and encodes 513 amino acids.